Prunus mume (Japanese apricot) is the source of this 1139-nucleotide messenger RNA. Lineage: Eukaryota; Viridiplantae; Streptophyta; Magnoliopsida; Rosales; Rosaceae. The record is from RefSeq and is a predicted model, not a curated record.
AAUAGAACCGGGUUUAGACAAUCCCGAAUUUGAUUUGCGUCAAUCCAAAACCCUAGGGUUUUCAAUCGUCUCUUCUUCAGUGUCCAAAAACCCCCAAGCCUUAGGCGCGGAGGACUGCGGAGCCCAUCACAAUGUCGAUGUCGAAGAGCUCCAAGAUGCUGCAAUUCAUAAACUACCGAAUGCGAGUGACGAUCCAAGACGGUCGGCAGCUCGUCGGCAAGUUCAUGGCCUUCGAUCGCCACAUGAACCUCGUCCUCGGCGACUGCGAGGAGUUUCGCAAGCUCCCGCCAUUGAAGGGCAAGAAGAGCAACGAGGAACGCGACGACCGUCGAACCCUAGGCCUCGUCCUCCUCCGCGGCGAAGAGGUGAUCUCCAUGACCGUCGAGGGCCCGCCUCCUCAGGAAGAGUCACGUGCCAAGGCUGCCAGCGCCGCCGCUUUGGCUGGCCCCGGUUUGGGCCGGGCCGCCGGUCGAGGUAUCCCCACUGCUCCAUUGGCCCAGGCACAGCCCGGACUCUCCGGUCCGGUUCGCGGCGUGGGUGGGCCCGCCCCUGGCAUGAUGCAGCCGCAGAUUUCACGCCCUCCUGUCCCGAACCUCUCUGCGCCGCCUAUACCGCCUGGUGUGCCGCCUCCGCAGUUUCCGAGGCCUGGUGGCCCACCUCCGCAAUUCCAGGGCCCACCUCAGAUGCAGUUUGGGCAGAGGCCGAUGGGUCCUCCGCCGCCUGGGCAGAUGAUGAGGGGCCCACCUCCUCCGCCUCGACCCGGCAUGCCUGGUCCACCACCGCAUCGUCCUGGGAUGCCGCCUCCACCUGGUGGUCAAGUUCCUGUGUUUGGACCCCCUCGUCCUGGAAUGCCACCUCCACCCAACCCUCAGAACCAGCAACAAAAUCAGCAGCAGCAGUGAUUGGCAUGUUACAGGGUGUGUUCUAAAUGUUUUCUGAGGGCUGGUGGCUUGCAUCGAGUAUCAGUUUUCUGAACAGGUUUGAGCCUGUGCGAUAUUUCCUCUUGUACCUUGGGAGUUCUGUAGCUGUUACUGUUAUGAUGUGCUAAAGCAUUGACCUGGAUAUUUGUACAAUCUGACUAUUACAAUUCUAUCAAUUCGGUUUUGUCAAUUACAAAUUUACUAUUGAAAAUUGAAACG